AUGGCCUCUACGAUGGACGCGAUGUUCGGCCGCGGGCUGGCGGCCGGACAGGACGGCGCGCAGGCAUCCCUGGUGAGCGCGCCAGAGGCGGAGCGAAUGGUCGAGGCGCUGCGCGAAUUCGGCGUCGAGGACGUCGGGAACGCAGCGUGGAUGCAGCAGCACCAGCACGUCGAGAAGCUGAACCUCCAGGCGCACUUCAACGCGCAGGCGCACUCGGACGAGUUCGUUGUGGAGGCCUUCUGCUCGUUCGACAAGAUCAACGUGCUCGUCAAGGACCUGCUCGUGACCGAGGUGUGGAAGGAGAAGGUCAUGCCGCACCUCAGGAAGCACCUCGCGGAGAAGGUGGACAGCGUCACCUCCUACACGCUGUUGUACCACGAGGCCGCCGCGGCGAACCUCCUCGAGGUCCUCCUGUUCCACAGCCACGCCGUGAGCGCCCUCGACGAGGACCACCUCGUCGAACUCGUCGACUGGUGCUACCGCAAGAUCAUUUACCUAAACAACCAAGGACAACAGGACAAGGAGUACGUGGCGCGGACGGCGCAGGAGCUCCUCGCGAUGACGCCGCUCGACGAGCUCGAGUCCCGGGACCGCGAGAUCCGCCACGGCACGGCCAUCUGCGCGCUCACGAUCCUACGGUACCUGACCGACCGCCCCCCGGACCUGCCCGUGGGCAUCGUCGCGCGCAUGCUCUCCACGAACGACGUCCUCAUGGCGCUCCUCCCGCUCCUCGACUCCCCGCCGUGGGAGCGCCGCGCCACGCGCCCGCCGCCGCCCGCGCCGCAGCCCGCCAAUGCGGGCGCCGCCGGCAAGCCCGCGCGGCCGCGCACGGUCACGGAGCGCUACAACGGCAACGCGUGGGUCGAGGUCGAGCCCCGCGACCGCCUGCGCGUGUCGCAGUGCGACGCCCAGGUGUGGCUCGCGCUCAACAACCUGGUCGUCGACCCAAGGUUCCGGUCGCGGUACGAGUGGGACGACUUCCGGCGGGAGCGGCUGCAGAAGGUGCGGCGGUACCUGAACGAGGUGAUGUUCGACCAGCUGCCGGUCCUGAAGGACCUGCAGCGCGUGCUCGAGGAGGUGGCGAUGGGGGUGAGUCAGGGGGGGGGCGCGGCGGCGGUGGCCGGGCAGGGCGGGUCGACGGGCGCGCGCGGGCUGAUCCUGGAGCAGGUGCCGGCGAUCCGGGAGGCGCUGCUGGCCGGGACGGACUGGGCGGAGGUGGCGAGGCGCGUGCGGAGGGGGCACCUGAAGGGGGGUGCAGCGGCGGGGGCGGGGGCGUAUAGCAAGGAGCACGUGGAGGAGAUGAUGCGCGCGCUGCAGUUCAUGGUGGAUAUGGAUCCGAAGGGCGGGGAGGGGACGGGGGCCUCGGGGGCGGCGGACGAGGAGCGGACGGUGUUUUUUGAGAGCAAGUGGCGGCCGCCGGAGGGGGGGGAGUGGCGGAUGCACGACCACUUCAAGUGCGAGAUCGACGGAGAGAAAAAGCCCGAGGACGUGGAGCUGGAGGGCGUGGGCGGGCACCGCGUUCGCGGGCGGCGGUACGCGCUGCGGAGGUUCACGGCCGACUGUUUGGCGAUGCCGGCGUCCGGGAAGGUGCUGGCGACGCUGCGCGGGCGGCGCUGCGAGGCGUUGCUCGACCUGCCGGCGCCGCACACGAAGGAGGCCGCGAACGAGGCUGCGAAGGUGCUGUGGCUGACGGUGGGGAUUCUGGCCCAGGACGGGUUCGUGUUGCAACUCAAGCUGCGCAAGGGCGCGGCGGCGACGGAGAAGGACCGGCACGCGGGCGUGUACCACAUCUACUACCCCGUGGGCGGCGCGGUGACGAUCAGCCAGGAGAUGGAGGAGGGCGGGGCGAAGUGA
Molecule: messenger RNA, 1854 nt
Organism: Pedinophyceae sp. YPF-701
Lineage: Eukaryota; Viridiplantae; Chlorophyta; Pedinophyceae
Source: the annotation of a GenBank genome assembly